AUGCUCCGGGUGGUGACCGGGGUGAAUGAGAUGAGCCGGGCAAAGCUCCCGUGGAAAGAAAUGACGCUCUACACCAAUCCUAAGCAGGUGGCGAUCCAGGCAAAGCUGCCGGAGUUCGACGCCCAGGGGUUGGUCGAUCGGCCGAGGCACCGGAGUCCCGAGGCCGCUGAGAUCCUCGGGUUGGAGGACGCGACCGGCGAGGAGGCCGCAAGCGGUCCGGUGCGGACUGGUGGCCCGGGUGCCGCGAGCGGCCAGCCGCGGGCCAGCAGUGGGGCCGCUGCGGGUAGCAGCCGCCGCACCGGAGGAGGAGGUAUCGCCGGUAGUGGAGCGGCGCCGGCGCCGGAGGACCGGGGGAAGCACCCCCGGCUCUUUAUUCCUGUGCCGGAGUUCCCGCCGUCGCCAUUGCCAGGCAAGGGGGGAAGCCGGGACGACCAGGCGUCGCCUACGGGUGCCGCUGAAGGCCAGGGGCAGUCGGAGGCGCAGAGGUCGACGCCAGCCCCCAAGCCGAGCGUGCCCGAACUGAGCGCUCUGGCGGGGCCAGGGCUGGCGAGCGCGACGGCGGAGCCAGGGCCGGGGCCGGCGGAGACGGGGCCGACAGACGCAGCGGCAGAGCCAGAGCCAGUGGACGCGGCGGCAAUGCUGGAGCCGGCGGACGCGACGGCCGAUCCGGAGCUAGUGGACACGGCGGCGAUGCUGGAGCCAGCGGAUGCGGCGGCCGAGACAGAGACGCAGCCGCCGCCCGAGCGUCUGGACGUCAAUGGGGAACUUCAACACUGGGAGGAGGACAUCGCGAUCCGGGAGACUGACACCGAGAUAACGGCAGAGGACUUGGGCACCCAGGAGGACCUGCUGGCCCACCGGUUGUCGGAGGCUGCCGAGGCGGCGGCGACCGUUGCUGCUAGGGAGGCGCGGAUCGCCAAGUCCGAGGCAGAGCUGGCCGCACACGAGCAGGCUCUAUCCGUGCUGGCGGGGCAGGUGAAGUUGGCCGCUGGCCAUGCGCCCGGCACCGGUUCUGCUGGCGCGGUCGGGGGCCAGGGGCUCGAGGAGCGGCUGCGGCUUGCGAAGGAGGUCGGGGAGCCGCCUCGGUCGCACGGGCUAGCUUGCAGCUGA
Messenger RNA from Phragmites australis (common reed), 1110 nucleotides. RefSeq lists its product as uncharacterized. NCBI's taxonomy places the organism in Eukaryota, Viridiplantae, Streptophyta, Magnoliopsida, Poales, Poaceae. The transcript has 3 exons. Bases 1 to 1110 code for a protein of 369 amino acids. The record is from RefSeq and is a predicted model, not a curated record.